AUGGGGGACAAGGAUAAUGGUCUGCAUGCUGGUGAGACCGAUGGAGAUGACGAAGGAUUUGAGUUUCGCAGACACAGUAACCUGGGUGUACCAACACUGGGCGAGCGAUUAGACAGUUUACAUGAGAUAAAGAGCGCCAGAAGGAUGGAUCACUUCAACUCGUCACGGAACUCGUUACGAGGUGGCACUGCUAGUAGUAGUCAACAGGUUCCAGAAGUUGACAAUAGAGCACAUAUAAAUGGCAUCAAUACCUCUUUGCAGGUUGAAGGCAAUAGCUCAGUGAAGUAUCUGGUGCCUUUGGAAUAUGUGACCGAUAGUGGUAGUAUACCGCGAGACAAACUUAUAAAAGUGAUAGAUAACGAGGCGGCUUUAAAAUCAUCUUUGAACGAGAGAGCAAGAAAUAAGCGGUUAUCUUUAUCACAACGAGGCAGAAGAUUAUCAAUGCUUUCCACUGGUGUAGAUAGGCACGUUAUUGUUUCACCACAUAAAGAAGUGCCCGAGCAAGAGUUUUAUAAGCACGUAGGUGAUUUGUCCUUUGGAAAAAGUUUACAACUAAGGCAGUUAUUUAACUGGUGUUGUGAUAGGACAUAUACAAGGAUACAAGAGGCUGAUCGCAAGAAGACACAGAGUCAAACUCUUGAGGAGAAUGGUUCAUACGGCGAUCCCAAAAAAAUAACCAUGAAUAUUAUAAAGAGUUUUGUCCACGAUUUAAAGAAAGGAACUUUAGACAUUGAUUGGGAAGCUGAGGAGGAAGAAGAAGAAGACGAUUACAGCGGCAAUGGAAAUGAUACUGAACUGAAUGCCCUUUUCGAUGACCAUAAUGAUGGUAAUACACGCCAUACUUCUGCCAGACAAAAUUUGACACUAUAUGAUGACGAAUUUGAUAUUACACUAGGUAUCCAACCUACUAGACCAGAGUUAGAAUAUCGGAACAACAAGAAGAAUAACAGACAAAGUACAAGGAAAAGAAAAAUCCAAACGCCACAUAAAAAGCUACCAAAUACCAAAAAUGUGGAAAACGAGAAAAAUCUAAUUAUGCUGAAGCAGAAAAUUGAUAUAUUAGAGAAUGAUAUAAAUGAAUGGGCUAAUACCUUAGAUUCACAUGAUCCACAGAAAGAAUGGCAACUUAUAAAAGAUGUCAAACCGGAUAACACAACCCCGGAGCAAACAAUUACAAAUGCUAACCCAGUAAAGGAACUUGAGGAUAGAUUAAAGGCUAUGAGUAUGAAUGCUCAUUUACUCGACUCAACAUCAAAGACACUGUUGGAAUUAAGCAGGAUAAAAUUGGAUAAGCUGCGCCGGGCAUAUUAUGACACUGCCAAGAAUGAAAAGAAACAAAUUGAAAGUACCCGAUUGCUCAGAGGGUUGGCUUCAUCUCUUAAUUAA
Nakaseomyces glabratus is the source of this 1386-nucleotide messenger RNA. RefSeq names its product MIND complex subunit DSN1 (gene DSN1). NCBI's taxonomy places the organism in Eukaryota, Fungi, Ascomycota, Saccharomycetes, Saccharomycetales, Saccharomycetaceae. Gene Ontology annotation, cellular component: MIS12/MIND type complex. Gene Ontology annotation, biological process: cell division; mitotic sister chromatid segregation. The record is from RefSeq and is a predicted model, not a curated record.